AAUUAAAUUUUCACUUGAUACAAAAUUUAAAGUCAAGCAAAAUAUCUGGAACAUCUUGCUCUUUGCUCUUAGAAAAAUUCUCUUUGAAUACCUAAAAUGAGUUCAACAGACCUUGAGGUGCAGUCGCUGGUCAUUGACAAUGGAUCAGGAAUGGUGAAAGCCGGAUUUGCCGGAGACGAUGUUCCCAGAGCAGUUUUUCCCUCAAUUGUUGUAAUACCUAAAUACACCGCUGUCAUGCCUGGUAUAGUAGCGAAAGAUUCAUACGUUGGCGAUGAAGCACAAAAUCGACGAGGAAUUUUGGCACUGAGACAUCCCAUAAGUCAUGGAAUUGUGACCAAGUGGGACGACAUGGAGAAGAUCUGGCACCACACCUUCUACAACGAACUCCGAGUGGCCCCUGAGGAACACCCGGUACUGUUGACUGAGGCUCCUCUGAACCCCAAGGCCAACAGGGAAAAGAUGACUCAGAUCAUGUUCGAGACGUUUAACGCCCCAGCGAUGUAUGUUGGAGUCCAAGCGGUGCUAUCAUUGUACGCCUCCGGAAGAACCACUGGAUGCGUUCUGGACAUCGGAGACGGAGUUUCUCAUACGGUUCCGAUUUACGAAGGAUACUCGCUACCUCAUGCUAUUUGGAGAAUGGAUCUCGCAGGGCGGGAUUUGACCGAAUAUCUUGUCAAGAUUCUACACGAGAGAGGCCACAGUUUUGUUUCAAGUGGAGAAAAAGAAAUCGUUCGGGAAAUCAAGGAAAACUUGUGUUACGCAGCAUACGACUUUGAUCAGGAAGUGGCUCUUUCGGAAACAAAUAUUAAGCUGGAGAAAGAGUUUGAACUACCCGAUGGUUCUUUGAUUCGAAUCGGCAACGAGAGGUUUCGAUGUCCAGAAGCACUUUUUAAACCACAGCUGAUUGGAAGGGAACAUGGAGGAGGAGUUCACGACAUGACCUACAACGCAAUCCAGAAAUGCGACGUCGAUAUUAGACGUGAUUUGUUCAUGAACACUGUGCUUUCCGGUGGCACUGCGAUGUUUCCAGGUCUCGUCAACCGCAUGCAGAAGGAACUUAUGGGGUUAAACGGAGAUCGAACGAGAGUGAAGGUCAUUGCGCCAGAGGAGAGGAAGUACAGUGCCUGGAUCGGAGGCUCAGUUCUGGCUUCUCUGUCUUCGUUUCAGCAGAUGUGGGUCUCAAAGGAGGAAUACGACGAGUGUGGACCACAAAUUGUUCACAGAAAAUGUUUCUAA
This is a messenger RNA of Symsagittifera roscoffensis, 1236 nucleotides long. RefSeq lists its product as uncharacterized. The coding region runs from base 97 to 1236 and encodes 379 amino acids. The record is from RefSeq and is a predicted model, not a curated record. Lineage: Eukaryota; Metazoa; Xenacoelomorpha; Acoela; Convolutidae. The transcript has a single exon.